Racocetra fulgida is the source of this 461-nucleotide messenger RNA. The record is from the annotation of a GenBank genome assembly. Lineage: Eukaryota; Fungi; Glomeromycota; Glomeromycetes; Diversisporales; Gigasporaceae.
GAGUUACCAAUAUUAAUAGCGUGGAUAGUCAUAGAGAAGGUUCUGAGAUGGACAUUGAAGAAGUUCCUAAUCUUAAUGAGGAUGAUUAUCAAGGAGAUUUCGAAAUGAACAUCGAAGGUAUCGACGAAGGAUUUCAAAUGCUUAAAGGUUGGGCAUUUCCAGCUAAUGCCAAAUUUGGUAAAAAGAGUGGGGCCAAAAAAAUUAAAAAAAAGGUUGUUGGUUUAUUAAAACAAUUUUUUUUGAACGGAAACAUAAAUGCCAAAGACAAGUUAACAGCGCAGAGAAUGUAUUUGGAGCUUAAAAAGUUUGCACAAUCCAGGGAGAUCAACGAUGAUGACAUUCCUCAAGUAUCUACUAUUCACAACUGGAUUGGAAGGUACUCAAGAGAAUUUAAUGAGCAAGGAACUAUCAUUGCACUUGAAACUUUCAAGGACUCUUCUUCAAAUAGCGAAUAUGAGUAA